AUGGUCACAGGAAUAGAGGCAACAGGUGUGGCUCUGGCUAUCCUACCUUUGCUUGUGAACCAGUUAGAUAAUUAUGCACGGGGAAUCGAAAAGAUCAAGGCCGUCCGACGCUACAAAUGGCAGCUCGAAGACUUUUCGAGCGGAUUGAGUGCCCAGUAUUCCAUGAUGGUUAACACUUUGGAGCUUUGUUUGGAUGGUGUGGUCGACGAUCAUGAUCAAAAGUCUGACUUGAUCAAGAACCCCAGAGGCCCCGGGUGGAAAGACCCAACAUUCCAAAGCCGACUGACACAAAAGCUCAACCGGGACUAUGUCCCAUUUACUGGUACAGUGCGAGCACUAUGUCGUUUACUGGAAGAUCUUUCCAAAAAGCUCGGGUUGGAGACAGGAGAUUACCGCAGCUUUCGGAAAAUCUUCAACACGGCGAUAUACGAAGAUCUAUUGGAAAAGAUAGACAAGACAAAUCAGAUCUUGAAAAUUAUAAGCGAGCAAUCCCAACAUCGGGAAUCAUCUCUCAAGAAACCAGCGCGGCGCAGAAGAAACCUCAAACGAUGCCGCGAAAAGAGGGCGCAUGCAAAGGCUCUCUAUAGUAUCCUUGGAAAUGGCCAGAAAGGCUGGAAAUGUUCAUGUCAGAAUGCACACUUCGUUGCUCUUCAGCUCAACGCACAUUACAUGGACAGCACAGAUGACAUCCACCUUGCACCCCAAGCCACCAGCUUUUAUAUGAUUACAUCCCCUCCGGAGAACUGCUCAUCCACGAGUGACCGAAGGCGUUGGCACGAAGUUAGAGUGCAAACUGAUCAAAGUGCCCAAUUGCCCUGCAAUUCACAAGACUGCACCCCAGGACGGGAAUCCAAAGUAAAUUUUGAACUACCAAAAACAAAAUUUCUGGAAAGUGUCCAGUCAAUACCAACAGCUCUGGGUGCACCCAGCGCCAGCGCCGCUCUAUGCUGUGCAUUUGAUCAGGUUAACAUAACACCGCCGAAUUCUAGUUCCAAAUCCAUUGAUUACAUCUUCGGAAAUAAGGCCACAGAGGCUGGCUACUACAUGAGCCUAGUUCGGACUAUUCAAGAUGAAACGAAUCUCCGUUCUUUACAAGAAACCCUUAUUGGCUCUCCAUCCACCCCCGAUUCCUCAAUCCAAAGCCCAGGGGAGUUGAGCCGCCGAGACAGACUCUACCUUGCAACACAACUCGCGUGCAGCCUUCUCGAGCUACAUGGAACCUGGCUUCAGCAGCACUGGGGAACAAAAGAUAUUUUUUUCCUCUGUGGCAAGGAAUCUCAAAACUUACACUACGAACGUCCAUACCUUCUGCGCACAGGUCUGGAUGUACCCGAAACAGACACAAAUAGGUUUCCUCACCGAGUGCACAAUGGUCAAGACUCCAAUGGACACUCGAAUAAAACGUUGUUUCCCCUAGCAUUAGCCUUGAUAGAGUUGUCCCUGGGAAAGGCGAUAUCAACACUGCGUCGGCCUGAGGAUGGAGAGUCCUCGGAGGACACGUCUAUGCUCAACACGGUAACGAGAUUGCUGCGAACGGUAUACUGGGAAAGUGGGUCAAAUUAUGGAGACGUUGUCAAAGAGUGUUUGUAUUGGUCUCGAAGUAAAGGUGAUGGCUUUGAGGAUCCUUACUUUGAUGAGUCGGUGUUUGACACAAUUGUGGCCCCUCUCCUUAAGGAUUAUGACUACUUCGAGGGGAAUUCGAGGGCCUUUCAAUUAGAAUAUAGAAUGGCAUAA
Molecule: messenger RNA, 1734 nt
Organism: Penicillium expansum
Lineage: Eukaryota; Fungi; Ascomycota; Eurotiomycetes; Eurotiales; Aspergillaceae
Exons: 2
Coding region: 1-1734 (577 amino acids)
Source: RefSeq, a predicted model, not a curated record